Ectocarpus siliculosus is the source of this 1245-nucleotide messenger RNA. The record is from the annotation of a GenBank genome assembly. NCBI's taxonomy places the organism in Eukaryota, Phaeophyceae, Ectocarpales, Ectocarpaceae.
AUGCCCAACAGCAAUGCGUUCAACGACUCGGACGAUGGCGAUGACGCCGUGUGCCCCCUCUGCUGCGAGCCCAUGGACCUCUCGGACAAGAACUUCGUCCCGUGUCCGUGCGGGUACCGGGUUUGCAUGUGGUGCUGGCACCGCAUCAAGGAGAACUACACCGGCCUCUGCCCCGCGUGCCGCUCUGAGUACGCUGACGACCCCCACGCCUUCGCCGCGGUGGACAAGGAAGAGGUCAUCAAGAACGAAAACAACAAGAAGAAGCGGGCCAAGCAGAGAGACACCGACUCGACCGGCGCGGCGGCGGCGGCCGCGGCGGCUCGGGAGCACCAGCACGCCCUGCACCUCAGACACCACCACCAACACCAGCAACAUAUGCAACACUUGCAUCGAGAACAGGUGCAGCAGCAGGGUGGGGGCAGGGGCGGGGGCGGGGUGGGGGGCGCGACCUCGGUGGCAAACAGGCGCGAGCUGGCCAACAUGCGCGUCGUGCAGCGCAACCUGGUGUAUGCGACCGGUUUACCGGCCGGCCUGGACUCCGAGGAGGUGCUGCGAAGACCGGAAAACUUUGGGCAGUACGGCAAGAUCUACAAGAUCGCCAUCUCAGUUUCACAAGCGUCUGAGCCGCGCCCGGGGAACUUCAGCGCCCAUAUCACAUUCGCGCACAAAGAGGAUGCUCUAGCCUGCAUCCUCGCCACAGACGGGUUUUGGCUCGAAGGCCGACAGUUGCGCUCGAACUUCGGAACGACAAAGUACUGCGCGACGUACCUCCGGAAUUCCCCUUGCUCGAACCCGGACUGCCUAUACCUGCACGAGCUAGGAGACGAGGAGGAUCGCUUCACCAAGGAAGAGAUUCAACAGCGUUCCCUGCUAGCCCCGCCAAUCCCUCCCGGCGCUGUGACGGUGACGGGAGGCGGGGGACCCAGCGGGACCGGUAUGCGAUGCAACUCGCCGUAUCUACCCCCGCCGGUGUACGAGUCUUCCUCUAACGGAUCGAGCCAUAGAGAGAGCGGGACGCCGGCAAGGUCGCAGGGGCAGCAGGGGGCAGCGGCUGCUGGUGGGGCGACGGCGGCGCAGCGGGCGGCGGCGGCGAGAGGGGCUAAACCGGCCGGACAGUACGUGACCGUUGUCGCGUCAGAGUGGUGGAUCAUAUCUCACGCGUGUCAGGCGAGGCGGUUUUCGGAGAAAUAUUUCCGGAACGUCAAGUACGAAACUAUCCGGCUGCUGCAGCGCCAACGGCGUUGA